Schistocerca americana (American grasshopper) is the source of this 1011-nucleotide messenger RNA. Its product is annotated as replication protein A 70 kDa DNA-binding subunit-like. The record is from RefSeq and is a predicted model, not a curated record. The coding region runs from base 111 to 665 and encodes 184 amino acids. NCBI's taxonomy places the organism in Eukaryota, Metazoa, Arthropoda, Insecta, Orthoptera, Acrididae. Gene Ontology annotation, molecular function: nucleic acid binding. The transcript is spliced from 5 exons.
GCGCUAGAGUCGCUCCAUCUGUCAAACGGCAACUUUUACAGCAGUGAGUGUCGCGACUGUGGGUGUUAGACUGUGUGUUCGGGUUAGGAAGUAUUGUUUUUCUUUGAAAAAUGUCUACAUUUCCAGCUGCGGAAUACACCCCUCCACAGCCGAAGCUAAAAAUCUGCCCAGUUGCUAAACUCAGCCCAUACCGGGAAGAGUGGGUAAUAAAAGCUCGUGUUGAAAAUAAGACAAUACAAUUAAUUUCAAAUCAAAGAGGAGAAUGGAGACUAUUUUCUGUGAAAUUGGUUGAUGAAUCUGGGGAGAUAAAGGCAACAGCAUUUAAUCAAGAGUGUGACAAAUUUUAUGGUCUCAUAACGGAGGGGAGAGAGUAUUUCAUCAGUCAAUGUAAGCUGAAACCAGAAAACAAGAUAUAUAGCCAAGUGAAUCAUGAUUACCAAAUGACGUUUACAAACGAGACAAUAGUUAUACCUGUGACGUCUCCUGGUGAGACAUUCACAGAAUCGAUGAAGCUGACACUGUGGGGUGAGCAGGCCGAACAGUUCUCGGAGACGACGGGUACUGUGCUGGCAGUGAAGGGUGCCAAACAAUUGGACUUCGGUGGUGGGCGCUCAGCAUCGGAUCUGAUGUCGAGCGGUGUUAAAGUGAACCCUGACAUACUGUAGGCACAUAUGCCGCGUGGCUGGUAUCGCAGAGUGGAUCACGGCCAGGAGCACGUCGACAUUUCGACCGAGCAGCUGGAAGCGGCAGGCUCACAAGUCCAGACUGAUGGUUAUAGUGAUAGACCUGAAGCCAGUGGAUUUUAGGAAAUACUGCAUGGAGAUUAUUCCAGACAUCAAGACUGCCAAUGGAAUGGCCUGGUGAGUAGAGCAGACAUCUGGUGCAAAGUGGGAUGAUGAGGAAAUGUGUUCUUCAUAUUAUAUACUAAGAUGGUAGCCUAUAUGAAUGUGGCAUGCAUUGAACAGUCUUCAUGAAGAUUUUGUGAAGAUGUGUAAAUAAUUUUAAAACUGA